This is a messenger RNA of Dibothriocephalus latus, 1236 nucleotides long. The record is from the annotation of a GenBank genome assembly. NCBI's taxonomy places the organism in Eukaryota, Metazoa, Platyhelminthes, Cestoda, Diphyllobothriidea, Diphyllobothriidae.
AUGUCGGCUGAUGUGCUCUACAGUCCUCCCAGCCAGUCCAACUGGGAGAUUUCAACGCCCCUGGGCACCUCCUUAUCAGCGCCCAUUAAAAAGGAGACCAAAUCGACCCCCUCAGUGGACACCUCCUGCCUGAUGGCAAACCAAAAGCCGUCUCUGCAGUCCAGCAUUUACGAUGAAAUUUUGCCCCUUUCUCAAGCUGAGUCGGCCGACGACCAUUUGCCGCCUCGAACUUCUCCAAUUUUACGCCGAGUGUCUGCCUUGUACAGACCGCAGUAUCGAAGACGGGCAAUCUACAUACCUGUGCCGUCCCAGGGCCAAUCACCCUGGUCGUCUGGACGCAACGUUUCUGUUGGGAAAGCUUCUCUGCCCAGCAGAAACGCUGGUACGCAACCCGUGGUUCAGGCCAUCCAGCAGCAACAACCCCUCCCUGAGGAGGUGUUAGAAGAACUAGCCCUUCGUUAUACGUCGUGGAAUCUGUCACGUAUGCGAGAUUCGAUGCCCAGUGGUAGUCAGCCCCCGGCUACUCCAGUCCAUCUGCCCUGCCCCCCUGCAGUCCUAGACGAUCCUCUUGUCCGGGAGCAGAACGUAUCCAACGUUUCCUUCUUUCGACUACGCUCUGCAGGCGACCUCUGCACGUCGGCGCUCAGCUUUGCCACACAGAUCUCCACGCCGGAUCUCGAGGCAGCAGUCCGUCGUGUCAACGGUAUUGUCGCUGUAGGUGCUUCUGCAGUCUCAGGGUGUGUAGUGGCAGCUGAGGCACGUAGGAAUGGGCUGGUUCAUGGUACCUUCGUUCUUAAUUACUCCACCAUUGUGUUCUUCACACUUUCCACUGCCCUCAUGUAUUGGGAGGUAGUGACGCCAUUACUGAUUCAAGUUCAUAUGGUGAAGCUCGACGACUCCCCUCGAGACCCUCAGCCCCAGUCGCAGGCAGCUGAAGGCUCGACUCACGUUGGCAUCUACGAGAACGACAGUGAGUCAAUGAUCGUUCAAAGCGGCCAGACACGCGAAGUGGGCGUUGGUGCCGAUGGGGCUCCAAAUGCGGUUGCUCCAGAACCACCCUAUGAACGCUCGGGACAGGGCGUAUUCAGCUCAUCCCUAAACGUCAGGGGACGAACAUCUUCCAAGCCUUCGCGUCGCGUUAACAUUGCGUACCGCGUUCGCCUGCUGCCCUUCAUUCCGCGCUACUGUAUUAUUCGCUUCGAUCGCUUGCAACUUAGUGCUCUCUUCGAUCGGUAA